Molecule: messenger RNA, 939 nt
Organism: Microthlaspi erraticum
Lineage: Eukaryota; Viridiplantae; Streptophyta; Magnoliopsida; Brassicales; Brassicaceae
Source: the annotation of a GenBank genome assembly
AUGGCGGAAGGAACCGGAGUUGUGGCGGUGUACGGAGAAGGAUCCAUGACGGAGACGACGAAGCCCCAGCAAUCUCCGUUUUCCGUCAAGGUCGGUCUCGCCCAGAUGCUCCGUGGCGGCGUAAUCAUGGACGUCGUCAACGCCGAUCAAGCGCGAAUCGCCGAAGAAGCCGGCGCAUGCGCCGUCAUGGCUCUCGAGCGUGUUCCCGCCGAUAUCCGAGCUGAAGGCGGCGUCGCGAGGAUGAGCGAUCCGGAGAUGAUUAAGGAAAUCAAGAAGGCGGUUACGAUUCCGGUGAUGGCGAAGGCCAGAAUCGGUCAUUUCGUCGAGGCUCAGAUCCUGGAAUCAAUCGGCGUCGAUUACGUCGACGAGAGCGAAGUUCUCACUCUCGCCGACGAGGACCACCACAUCAACAAGCAGAAUUUCAAAAUCCCUUUCGUUUGUGGAUGUAGGAACCUCGGCGAGGCCUUGCGCCGGAUCCGUGAAGGGGCCGCCAUGAUCAGGACUAAAGGAGAGGCCGGAACGGGAAACGUCGUCGAAGCCGUGAGGCACGUGAGGAGUGUGAUGGGAGCGAUUCGCUCGCUGCAGACCAUGGACGACGACGAGGUGUUCGCGUUCGCGAAGAAGAUCGCUGCGCCGUACGAAUUGGUUGUUCAGACGAAGCAGUUGGGGAGAUUACCGGUGGUUCAAUUCGCCGCCGGGGGAAUCGCUACGCCGGCGGAUGCGGCGCUGAUGAUGCAGCUGGGAUGCGACGGAGUGUUUGUCGGGUCGGGGAUUUUCAAGAGCGGAGAUCCGGCGAAACGGGCUAAGGCGAUCGUGCAGGCGGUGACGAAUUUCAGGGACGCGGCGGUGCUGGCGGAGGUAAGCUGUGGUUUAGGAGAAGCAAUGGUUGGUAUCAAUUUGAACGAUAAGAUUGAGAGGUUCGCUAACCGCUCUGAGUAA